GUCUAACUUCUGCGUCUCAGCAAGUAAUUUUCCUGCACAGAAAUCCAUUCAUUUGGCUAGUGGUCUUGUUUUGGGUUAAUAAUCGUCCGAGGGGUUAAGUCAAUAAUACGGUCUCAUGAGUAGCCAUCAUCUGGCCAUAUUGUAUCAUUGCGUUCAUUCAUUUAUGAUGAUCCUAUUCAUUGAUUUCAACAAUCGAAAAUUUCGUCUCAUCGAGUUAUCGAAAACCUCAUCCUUGACAAUAAAAUAAAAAUUAGUUGAAUUAUUUGUUCGUCAAAGAUAAUUAAAUAAGAUGAUAUAUAAUUCAACAAUUUAGCAGUUUAAGACAUUUCUUUUUUUCUAACUUAGUGGGUUUGAAACAACGUGAAGGAUCAAAACGACAAGAGUCAAUAAAAAAGAUAACAAAGAGUUUAUAGAACAGUUGUCAGUGAGACAGUUAGAUGUUUACUUAUCAGUGGUUGCAAAUUGUACUGUAUAAUAGGAUUUGUCAAUUAAUUAAUUAAGUUUUUUUGAACGAAAUUCAAUACUUUACAGCCUCUACACUGAAAUUCGUCAUUAUUUGGAGUUAUUUAUACUAAUUCUUCCUUUUUAAGUAGAAAUUUAAUUCGAUCUAAGCGUUUCCUUCAAAUUGAAUGAGUUGACAUGCCUUCGUACUUGGUUUGUGAUUCGUAUCAAUACUGUAUUCGUUCCCAGUAUGAUUCAGUCCUUGACAAUAUCGAGUAUCAUGUUUUAGUUUCGUCUCCCCCAACUUACUAGUUAUUGGCCUAAAGUUCUGAACAGUUUUUAGCAAAGUUUUACGAUCAAUUGGUCAUUUUACCAAAGUUUUAGUAGUUACACUGCCAAAUACCCAUGUGAUCAUUUGGUUCUUAUUAUUUGCCUAGUCCUACUCUUCAUUUAUUUUUCUAUUUCAGCAUCCAAAAAGUUUUUGUGUAAUAGGGAACCUUCAUUUACAAGCGAUUUUAAUCCGGACCCUAAUCACAUACACUUUCCAAUACCUGAAGAAAUGUUUCUAUCCUUUCUUAAUUGGAUACAGUCAGAUAAGAUAAUUCCCACCAACUUCUUCACUUUGAUACUGAACAAAGCUACAGAAUUUUUUAGCCAACAACCAAAUCUAACAGAAAUUCAACUUGAGGAUGAACAUCAUUUGAUUAUCUGUGGUGAUCUCCAUGGCAAUUUGAUUGCAGCUUUAAGAGUUUUUGAAGAAACUGGUUUACCGAACUCUCGGAAUCGUUUUGUAUUCAAUGGGGAUUUUGUCGAUCGAGGAACUAAAUCAGUCGAAGUGUUAAGUUUAUUGUUAAUGGCUGUAUUAACUUACCCAACCUAUGUAUUUCUUAAUCGGGGAAAUCACGAAGAUAUCAUGGUGAAUGAAAGGUAUGGAUUUGUAAAAGAACUAUCAAAUAAAUAUUCUAAGGAUAGAAAUAAUUUAAUUCACUUAUGUGACAAAUUGUUCUGCUCUCUACCAAUUGGAGCUAUCGUCAAUGAAAGAAUAUUUAUCUGCCAUGGUGGUAUAUCAAAACAUACAGAUCUUAUGAAAUUAAAGCUUCUAAAUAGAUUUAAACUUUCCUCACUUCUACAACCAUGUUUGGAUGGGGAUAACUGUGUAAAUUUUAAUGAUUGGCAACAGGUUUUAGAUUUGUUAUGGAGUGACCCUCAAGAUAAAGACGGAUGUAGACCCAACGGUUUCCGUGGUGCAGGUUGUUAUUUCGGUCCCGAUAUUACUGAUAGUUUCUUGGGUACAACAGGUUUCUCUAUGAUUAUUCGAUCUCAUGAAUGCCAUAUGGAAGGAUGGCAUAUUUCCCACUCAGGAAAAGUUUUAACUAUAUUUUCAUCAUUCGAUUAUUUCACACUACGCAGUAAUGAGGGUGCUUAUGCUUGUGUUACUGGUAGGGAGUCCAAUCAAAUAACCAACCCAAACGCUACUGUUUCUCUGUAUCCGAUAAAAUGUGUACCAAAAAAUACUUUUUCAGCAUCGCUUAACAUCUAUGUGAAUGUAUUUGUUCUUAUGCGAAUGCAAGAUCAAUUAUUAGAUAAUGACAGGACAUUAAAUGAUCCUGUUAAUAUGGCAUUUGUGUGUUUAUGGCAACGGAUAAUUCAUCAUAAAGAAAAGCUCCUGGGAUGUUUCAGUCAACUGGACAUUUAUAACUCAGGUAUCGUCUCACUUACUGAUUGGUGUGAUAUAAUGGCUUCCGUAACACGUUUAAAGCUUUCUUGGCGUUGUCUACGUUCUUUUUUGGCCAACUUAUCUAUUGAUCAUACAGACCAAGUUACUUACAAUUCUAUGUUCACAGGAAACUGUGUGAUACACCCAGACCUUCCAAAUGAAAAUUCAUUGGCAAACGAAAUUUUUGAAUUGCAACCUCAUCUUUUGACUGUUGUUCAAGCUUGUCACUUUAAGCUAAAUAGCGUCAAUUUGUACAGUUUAGUGGCUAAAUUAGAAUCAGCUGAUCACAAUGUACAAAUUGCUAGAUUAAAAAUUGUUGUAUCAAAACUGAUAAAAUUACUAAACAAGAGUGAUGUAAUAUCUUUUAACUUGGAUAAAUUCUUGGCUUCUUUUCUUUUCGUGGAAAUUCAGAAACGUGUUAAAGUUUAACUAACACAACUGAAUCUUCCAUGGUUGAUGAGUCUCAUAUAUAUAUUAUUGAGCAGUAGCCAGAAUAAUUAUUCCCAUUCGGACCGUUUUUAUUCCAUGUUACCUAUUUAUCUAUUUUAUAAGAUUUGUAUUUAUUUGUUUGUAGCUUGUCUACUCUUAUUUUUUCAAUAAAAUAAUUCGAAAGUCCAUUUAGAAUGGACAUUUGUUUUAAGGGAAACCCUGAAAAACUUACUCCUUUACAUUAAUUUCUUUUAAAAAUAUGUUGUGAAUUUAUGUUAGAUUUUUGAUACGAUCUAGACAUUAUGUUUAUAGUUAUCUAAUUGUUAUGAAUUCAAUAUUUGGGGACCAUGAAUUAUAUUACAUGUUAUCCAUAUUCAUUUAGUUCUUAUUCUUCUCCAGAUUUUGGAAAUAUUAUUAAUUUAAAAAUAACCAUUGAACAGUAAAAUGUUAUUCUGUGUCUUUUGAUCUUCGUGUUUUAAAUGUUAGUUUUUAUUUGUAAAUCGGUCAUUUUAAAUAGAAGUACAUUUGAAUAAUUU
This is a messenger RNA of Schistosoma bovis, 3123 nucleotides long. Lineage: Eukaryota; Metazoa; Platyhelminthes; Trematoda; Strigeidida; Schistosomatidae. The record is from the annotation of a GenBank genome assembly.